AUGGCACCAGGAAUUUCUCCUCCCUACUCCCCGCCACAUCCCGGGAGUGUGACCUCCACCAGACGGUACAGUCCCGAUGCAACCCUCAUACUGGUCGGAUUUGUCGGGGCGGGCAAGAAGACGCUGGGGAUCAUCGCCUCUGUCGCACUCCGCCGUCGCUUAAUUGACUUUGAUACCGUGUUCCGUCAAGAAACACAGAUUUCGCCUCAGGAGUACAUCGCACAGCAUGGUUCAACGCUUUAUCGAGAACUAGAAUUGAAGCUGAUUCAACGACUCCUGGAACAACAUCAUGUCGGCUGUGUGAUUGUUGGUCUGGGAUGGCUGGCCACCCGCCAACAGCAAGAGCUACUAAGCACAUUCGCCCAGGAGCACCCUGUCGUAUAUGUCAGGAGAGAUCGGUCGGAUCUGCAACGAACUAUCAACAUCAAUCAAGAAAAGUUCCAUCAUCUUUUCGCAGUGGGGAACGCAUUUUUCGAGGCCUGCUCUAACCUUGAUUUUUACAAUCUGACCCAAAGUGCUGCAGGUGGUGAUGGCAUUCCAGAAGCUGUUCAUAUGCGACUUAGGAAGGCCGGAAGAGUUUUCAUUGCCUUCCUCGAACGCAUUUACGGUCGAGCCACCUGCAGUGUGUACUCAGCCAACCCAUUUAUCAAUGCUUUUACGCAUGCUUUGCAGAUUCCUAUUAGCUGGCUAGAGGAGUCUAAUCCGGACUACGCACAGCUGGACUGUGGGGCAGAUGCCUUAACCAUCUUAAUCGACACUUAUCCCAGACACAGAACCACGGAGCUAGCUGAGAGCUUAGCACAGCACAUGGCUACUGUCCGAAUGUAUGCAAGAGUUCCGGUCUUCGUGGAGAUCGCAGAUGCACAUCAACUUGAGCCUGUGGAGUAUCACAACCUCCUGAAACAACUUCUCAGACUAGUACCAGAUGCUCUCGCAUGCUCCCUUGGCAGCUCUCCGGAACAUUUGCGAACUAUAAUCGACACGAAAGGCUACGUCAAGGCAAUUGCUACCUAUCACAUAUCGGGCCCAUUGUCAUUGCAGAGGUUAACGGGUGUUUCUUCGAAACUCAAGAAAGCUGAAGAGUUCGGCUUCGACGUUCUACGUAUUACUGGGGAGUCAACAGUUGAGGUUGAUAACCUGGCUUGUAACGCACUACGUCAAAGUCUAGCCAACGUGGCUAAAAUCCCAAUAAUUGCCUACCACAAGGGAAAUUUAGGCAGAGCAAGUGUUUACUUGAACCCCAUUCUAUCACCCGUGAUGCUCCCCCACAUGCAAGGCGAGGGAAUCUCGCUGCAGUCCGCCGAACAGGCUCUCACAGCUUGUUACUUGAGGCCCAGAAAGCGGUUCACGAUAUUUGGCCAAAACGUGGCGCAAAGCCUCUCUCCAGCAAUGCAUAAUGCCGCCUACGCUGCUUGUGGUCUGCCACAUCAGUAUGGUAGCGUGCAGUCUGGAGUCUUCGAUGAGGUUAUCCAUCUUCUCGCCGAUGCCAACCAUGGUGGUGUCGCAAUCUCACUACCGUACAAAACCGAAGUCCUUCUUCAUCUGGAUGAAAUAAGCCGAGAGGCAAGGGACAUUCACGCUGUGAAUACUGUGGUCCUGGAACAGAGCGUCUCAGAGACUGGACAGCCCAGCAGAAAGCUCAAAGGAUACAAUACAGACUAUAUUGGUAUCAUGGCUGGAAUCGACAAGAACCUGUCCCCAGCCAAUGCCAUUCGUGCCGGUACAUCGGCCUUGAUUAUUGGGGCCGGCGGUAUGGCCCGUGCCGCGAUCUAUGCUUGCCUGCAGCUGGGUGUGCAGCAUAUCUGCCUUUACAACAGGACAGUUUCUAACGCAGAGAGGCUUGCGGAGUAUUAUCGUGACUGGGCUGCGUUGUCGGAGUCGGCUGCUCGCCUUCGUAUUGGGGUUUUAUGUUCAGCGAAUGAGCCUUGGCCCCGACAUCUGCGACAGCCUACUAUCGUCGUGUCUUGCUUACCUGCUCUCGAGAUUGGCAGUCAAUCGCCCGUAACUCUGCGGUUACCUGAGCAGUGGCUCCAGAGUAGCACGGGCGGAGUCUUUGUGGAUGUUGCGUACGGGAAGCAUCAAACGGUGCUACGGACAUCAAUGAACGACAGGGCCUCGAAAGGAUGGGUGGUCGUUGAUGGCUUAGUGGUUCUGCUGGAACAGGGCGUCGCUCAGUAUGAGCUUUUCACCAAACGACCGGCACCGGUACAUGUUAUGAGGCGCACCAUACAACAACAGUCACAAGGUUUCUAUCCAACUUCGCCCGGUAUUUCGACAUGA
Aspergillus aculeatus ATCC 16872 is the source of this 2280-nucleotide messenger RNA. RefSeq names its product putative pentafunctional AROM polypeptide. NCBI's taxonomy places the organism in Eukaryota, Fungi, Ascomycota, Eurotiomycetes, Eurotiales, Aspergillaceae. The coding region runs from base 1 to 2280 and encodes 759 amino acids. The transcript has 2 exons. Gene Ontology annotation, biological process: shikimate metabolic process; chorismate biosynthetic process. Gene Ontology annotation, molecular function: 3-dehydroquinate dehydratase activity; shikimate 3-dehydrogenase (NADP+) activity. The record is from RefSeq and is a predicted model, not a curated record.